Messenger RNA from Bombyx mori (domestic silkworm), 1251 nucleotides. RefSeq lists its product as uncharacterized. The transcript is spliced from 3 exons. The coding region runs from base 360 to 824 and encodes 154 amino acids. Lineage: Eukaryota; Metazoa; Arthropoda; Insecta; Lepidoptera; Bombycidae. The record is from RefSeq and is a predicted model, not a curated record.
UUCAAGAAUUAUUUUCCCCUUGCUAACUCGAAUAAAAAAAGUAACCUAAACUCUAUGACUCGGGGAUUUCUUUGAAUUUUUUUUGAUUUGCGCUGGACCAAUGGAGUCAUGCGACAAUCAAAAAAAAAAGUUUCUCCUACGCUUAUAUUAUUCUCAUAUUAAUUUGUAUUAAAAUAUUGUACGCGUAGGUUUCAUUUAAAUUUGAUAAAGUACAAUAGUAUCUUAAAAGUAAUAAUCACUUUAAACAAUCCUGAUAAAAUAAUAAUCCCGAUUGCUUUAAUUAUAUACACAUCCAAAGCCCGAUUGUCAAUAUUUUAUAGUUGGUGAUUUUAUUGUUACGGUGCCUUUUGUGAUUUGAAAUGGCUUUACAAAUAGAACCCAACAUGAAUACUAACAUUAGAGUUUUCAAUGAAAGUUUAUUGGAACAAAUACUGCUGAAAAUAAGCGACAUUUAUAAUAUUCGCGUGAUUUGGGAUUAUGAAGCAACAACCUUGGCCACGACUCUUGCUAUUGCUGGAGGUAUCAUUGGUGCUUUUGUUGGUGGUAGAUUAGGAGCAGGAAUUGGUGCUGGAAUUGGUGGAGCUGCUGGUUUUUCAACCUCAAAGGUUGUACCAUUGCGAGAAAUAUGGGAGCAAGUAAAAGAGCGAUUAAAAGAAGUUCUACAUAUAUUAUACGAGUUUUUGAAGACCUUUGAAGUCAGCGACUAUAUCAGAGCAUAUGAGAUCUUCAUUGCCUGUAGUUCAAAUACAAAAAAACAGUUUAUCAUGGAGCUAACUGAAUUCAUUGGCAAUCAUCUUAGCCGACAAAUAUUGACAAGUUUUUGAGUUACCUGAUUUAUUUCGCUCAAGACUCGCCGGCUUACGCUUCCACCACGAUGGGUCCCCGUUAGCCCUGCCUAGGACGCACAUUUACAUUUCUUUAUUUCUUUACGUCAUUAUGUAAAAAUAGCAUACUAGGAGGUCCGUUUGACACAACAAUGGUAAUGAAUUUAAAGUCGCAAUGUCAAUAAAAUCUUAAUAACGGCGCUCCUGUCCUUCAUAUUGAUAUGAAAUAAUCAUUCGCAACAGGAAUACCUUGGGCCAGGAUCGCAAUACCUUUAAUUAUGAAGAAUAAGACUAACUUUGGCCUUCUAGUUAUAUAUAUCCUUUUUAGGUUAUUAUAGCCUGUUGGUAAAUACAAGCUAAACAUAUAUGAAUCAAUUUAGAAUCAGUAUACUGAUGGUAUUAUAUAAAUAAAAAACUAUACUGGAAA